AGGUUCAUUAGCAAUAUGGAACUCAGAAAUGAAACAGGCAUUCUAGAAUUUCUUCUCAUGGAAGUGACAGAGAAUCCAGAUAUGCAGUCCCUCGUCUUCAGCCUGUUCCUGUUCAUAUAUCUGGUCACCAUCCUGGGAAACCUGCUCAUCAUCCUGGCCGUCAUCUUGGACUCCCACCUCCACACCCCCAUGUACUUCUUCCUCUUCAACCUGUCUUUUGUUGACAUCUGUUUCACCUCCACCACCAUCCCAAAGAUGAUUGUGAAUAUCCAGACACAGAGCAAGUCCAUCAGUUACACAGGCUGCCUCACCCAAACCUGCUUUGUCCUGGUUUUUGCAAGUUUGGACAGUUGUAUUCUUUCAGUAAUGGCCUAUGAUCGCUGUGUGACCAUUUGUCAUCCACUGAGGUACACAGUCAUCAUGAACCCCCAUUUCUGUGGCCUUUUGAUUCUUCUUUCUCUGUUUAUUAGCAUUGUGGAUGCCCCAAUGCACAGUCUGAUGGUGUUGCCACUGACCUUCUGCACAGACCUCGAAAUCCCUCUCUUCUGUGAAGUAGUUCAGGUCAUCAAGCUUGCAUGUUCUGACACCCUCAUCAAUAACAUCCUGAUAUAUUUUGCAGCUAGCGUAUUUGCUGGUAUCCCU
Molecule: messenger RNA, 642 nt
Organism: Hyaena hyaena (striped hyena)
Lineage: Eukaryota; Metazoa; Chordata; Mammalia; Carnivora; Hyaenidae
Product: olfactory receptor 7G1-like
Exons: 1
Biological process (GO): G protein-coupled receptor signaling pathway
Cellular component (GO): membrane
Molecular function (GO): G protein-coupled receptor activity; olfactory receptor activity
Source: RefSeq, a predicted model, not a curated record